AUGUUAUGUGUUUCAGGCUUUUCAAGAGAUGAUGAAUGGGGAUAUCGUAAUAUUGAACCACUUAAGACGAGUAUCGUUAGUAUUGCAUUAGUAAUGCUUAAAACAACAGGACAGGGUAAUCAAAUGGCAACAGCACAAAAGUUGUUAUUAUUUUGGAGGAAACCGGCUAGAAAAUGCUGGUGGGAUGGAUUAGAAAUUAAAGUUUUUGGUGAUAGAGCCGUACCGAUCCGAUUAUGGUGCAGACGUACAUGGACUUUGGAAUUGGCUUUGGUUUAA
Messenger RNA from Entrophospora sp. SA101, 276 nucleotides. The record is from the annotation of a GenBank genome assembly. NCBI's taxonomy places the organism in Eukaryota, Fungi, Glomeromycota, Glomeromycetes, Entrophosporales, Entrophosporaceae.